AUGGUGAUUUUGCAGUUCUCUCUCCCCUCUCCUGUAAGCCUUCCAAUACCAGUAAAGCACCUGGUCCCUGAAAUGGUUCAUAGACGCGGGAAACCUGCAUUGAAGCUUCCUCCUGCAGUUCCUCCAAACUUGUCUGUGCACAAUUCAAUGCCACAUGAACAUCUCAUUUCGGUGUUUCCCCCAAUAAAUCAGAGUGUAGCAGGGAUAGUAUUUGGAGAUGGAUCAGAGUCACGGCUCUAUCCAUUGACAAAGAGAAGAUCUGAAGGGGCCAUUCCUAUAGGAGCAAAUUACAGACUCAUUGAUGCAGUCAUGAGCAACUGCAUUAACAGUAACAUAAACAAGAUAUAUGCAUUCACACAAUUCAACUCAACAUCUCUCAAUUCCCACCUUUCAAGAGCUUAUUCUGGAGCAGGUCUUGGGAAAGAAGGAUUUGUUGAAGUGAUUGCAGCAUACCAGAGCCCUGAAGACCAAGGCUGGUUUCAGGGAACAGCUGAUGCAGUAAGGAGAUGUUUGUGGUUGCUAGAAGAGUGCCCUGUGGUUGAGUAUUUGGUCCUUCCCGGGCACCAUCUCUACAGAAUGGACUAUCAGAACCUCAUAGAGGCCCAUCGAAACAGCAAAGCAGAAAUAACAAUUGCAGCUUUGAGUGCUGUGAAAAAUCAAGACCCAGGUUUUGGGUAUUUAAAAGUAAAUUCUGAGAAUAAUGUUCUCGAGUUUGUAGAGAAGUUAGACAACAAAUUGGUGAAUUUUGCUUCUGUAAAAGUUGCAAAAACACCAAAGGAUAUUGCCUACAAUAAUUUUGCUAGUAUGGGGAUCUACGUCAUUAACAGGGAUACGAUGACAAAACUUCUCACAGAAUAUUUCCCCAGAGCAAAUGACUUCAAGAGCGAAGUAAUACCAGGUGCAAUAUCCUCAGGAAUGAAGGUUCAAGCUUACCUGUUUGAUGGAUAUUGGGAGGACAUGAGGAGCAUUGAAGCAUUUUACCAGGCAAAUUUGGAAAGCACAAAGGGAAAAAGCAUGGGAUUUAACUUAUAUGACAAAGAAUUUCCCAUCUACACUUUGCCUCGGCAUCUGCCUCCAACUCUAAUAACUGAUGCUGCAAUAACAGAUAGUGUCAUUGGAGAUGGUUGCAUUCUUCAUAGGUGCAACAUCAAGAGGACUGUAGUUGGCAUAAAAACAAAGAUUGGGGAGGGGGCUGUGAUUGAGGAUUCAGUGAUCUUGGGUUCUGAUAUUUAUCAGAUAGAUGACGUUCAAGGGAGGGACAAGAGCAUUCCAAUCGGAGUUGGGGAGAACUCUCACAUAAGGAAGGCUAUAGUAGAUAAGAAUGCGAGGAUUGGCAAAAAUGUCAUGAUUAUAAAUAAAGACAAGGUGGAAGAAGGGAACAGAGAAGCUAAUGGGUACGUGAUCAGAGAUGGAAUAGUGGUUGUUCUCAGGGGCGCAGUCAUCCCUGAUGGUAGCAUCUUAUGACCUACAAUGUUAUGUAUCAACAAUACAUGAUUCAUUCUUUUGUUGUACAAUAACCAAAAAAGAAGCAAAAAAAAGAGAUUAAAAAAAAAAAAAAAACAGAUUGAGUGUAGCUUUAUUUAGGGAUUCAAAAUUGAUGUACGUUGAUUA
This is a messenger RNA of Malania oleifera, 1611 nucleotides long. RefSeq names its product inactive glucose-1-phosphate adenylyltransferase small subunit 2, chloroplastic. Gene Ontology annotation, molecular function: glucose-1-phosphate adenylyltransferase activity. The transcript is spliced from 9 exons. NCBI's taxonomy places the organism in Eukaryota, Viridiplantae, Streptophyta, Magnoliopsida, Santalales, Ximeniaceae. The coding region runs from base 1 to 1464 and encodes 487 amino acids. The record is from RefSeq and is a predicted model, not a curated record. Gene Ontology annotation, biological process: glycogen biosynthetic process.